Messenger RNA from Ectocarpus sp. CCAP 1310/34, 1251 nucleotides. The record is from the annotation of a GenBank genome assembly. Lineage: Eukaryota; Phaeophyceae; Ectocarpales; Ectocarpaceae.
GUAUUCGCACGCUUUUCUUACGUUUCUCUCUCACACACACGCACACACCCACACUCCCACACUCCACCCACCCACGCUGCGUCUUCCGCAGUCUUCAGAACAACGUUGAGACGGAGAGACACGUCAGGGAGAGAGAAGAUCGAGCUGAAGCAUCGAAAAGCCCAAGCUGCGCUGCUGCUGAAGGUUGACCUCGUGAGCAGGGCCGAGCACGAGCAGUCAGGAUGUCCACCAAGGCGCUGCAACUUUGGUCAAGCUUUGUCCUCCUCGCCACCGCUUCGAUAUUGCCGCAACACGCUCGCGCAACCUCUUCUUUGACCACUAACGUCUAAUUAUGCGUCCAGCCUUGCGGAAGGCGGAGAAUGUUCCACCUUGAUAUGCAAUUUCGGAAGCGGUGGUGGAGUAGUAGUUGACGAUGACGCGGGAGGCCAUUACAACGCGACAGCGACUGACGACGACGCGACGGCCACUGACGAUGGGGGUUUCGGCAAUUACAACGGGACGGCAACUGACGACGGCAUCGUGGCCAAUGACGACGAUAAUUUAGAUAGCUCUGCCAACACGGGAGGGAAUUCCGGGGCUGGAAGCUCGUCUCCAAGCGCCAUGCUCACUUAUGCUCUGGGGCUCGCUAUUUUCAGUGUACCGCCUUUUUUGAUGUGCUGCUGUGAAGUUUGACCUGUGGUUCUACGCAGAACUAUCCUGUUUACAACUCUUUCGGCUGCCUUAGAUAUGUAGGUGACGUUCGUUUGGUUUGUUACGUGGUAUGUUUUAUGGGGGCGUGGGUGGGCGUUUGAUCAAAUAUUUCGAUGUUCUCACGGUGGUGUAGGUGUUGGCUUUCAUGUAUAGUUCCACGUGCCCACCGCUGUCGCUCAACAUGUCUUGUACAUUGUGUUCUAUCCGAUGGCACCUGCCUGUGCGCUGUUGAGAUCCCAGUGUCUGCAUCUUGACGGUAUCCACUAUCAACGCUAAACAGAGACCCUACGGACGUGGUGCAUGGCCCUAGAUUGUCAGAUCGCAUCACGACGAGAGUCGAUUGGUUCUAGACAAGGUUUUCACCUGCUGCUCAACCUGCGGGGGGAGAUCUGAGAGCAUGUGACGGUGUCCUACCCAGCGGAGCAUGCCUAUACGGGCACCAUAUUGCACGGGUGUUACUCUUUCCCUCCACAAGGCUGUGUCGCACCCAAGCUUGUCAUCAGGCGACCACACUCCAAUUGGGGGCAGAAACGUGAUGUCGUCCACGAAACUUGUCGUAUU